This is a messenger RNA of Plenodomus lingam JN3, 1110 nucleotides long. NCBI's taxonomy places the organism in Eukaryota, Fungi, Ascomycota, Dothideomycetes, Pleosporales, Leptosphaeriaceae. The record is from RefSeq and is a predicted model, not a curated record.
AUGUGGUUUCGCAAACGCAACAACGAUAUUGAAAUGUCGGGCAUGGUGGAGCGAAAGCAGAAGAAAAAGCAUGCAGUGAUUGAGGAUACAGAUUACCGACCCGUCGACUGGAAAAAGGUGUUUCUGUCACCAAAGUACAUACGUAUGACGAUUCCAGCCCAGACUUCCCUCUUCUUCCUCUUCUCCCUCUCGAACACCACGACUGACUCGUGUUUUGCAGCAUGGCAUAUCCUCUUCAUCUUGAUUGCUAUCGCAACAAUAUUGAUCACAAUAUGGCACGAUGAUGUCGUCGAGAAAUUACGGCCCUUUUCGGAGAAAGUCCGCGACUUGCCAGCAGGCUGGAUCAUCCCCGUCGUCAUUCUCAUCAUUAUUUCUUUCCCUCCCCUCUUUGGCCACGAGGUCGUCGCAUUGCUAUGCGGUAUCGUCUAUGGGCUGUGGAUCGGUUUUGCCAUUGUCGCUGCCGGCACUUUUCUCGGCGAGAUUGGAACAUGGUUCGCGUUCAAAUACCUAUUCCGCACCAAGGCGUACAAAAUGGAGCGCAGCAAUCUCAACUACGGAGCCAUGGCGCGUCUGACGCGUGACGGGGGUUUCGUCAUCGUCCUCAUCAUCCGCCUCAGCGCCAUCCCAGCCCAUUUCUCCACUGCCGUCUUCUCCACCUGCGACGUCAAGUUUUGGCACUUUGCCGUGGCCACGAUUGCCUCGCUGCCCAAGCAAAUCUUCCUCGUCUACCUCGGCGUCCUGCUCGUGCAGGAGAGCGACGACAGUGUUGUCAAGACGGUCAUGUUUGUCCUCGUCUUCGUCAUCACCGUCCUCAUGGGCAUCUGGAUCUACAUGAAGAUGCGCAAGAUCAAGAAGAUACUCGUCGAGGAGCAGGAGCUUCGUCGCCUCAAAAAGGCAGAGGCCGUUGAGCUUGUGCCCAAUGUGAAGAGCGCGUUUGAGCGCCCGUAUGUCGAGGAGCUGCAGAGGGAGGAAUCGAGGCCGUAUGAGGAGGGGCCCAGUGCUUUCAGCGAGCGCAGGUAUUAUGCAGCGCCCAGUGCGAAGCCGAGCCGGUUUGACGAGGAGCCUGGGGAGUGGACUUUGGCGCCGACGCAGCCGGCGAAGAUGAUAUAG